This is a messenger RNA of Sphaeramia orbicularis (orbiculate cardinalfish), 1430 nucleotides long. RefSeq names its product MANSC domain containing 4 (gene mansc4). Lineage: Eukaryota; Metazoa; Chordata; Actinopteri; Kurtiformes; Apogonidae. The record is from RefSeq and is a predicted model, not a curated record. The transcript has 3 exons. Bases 168 to 1397 code for a protein of 409 amino acids.
GGCACCAGUAAAACCAGACCACCGGCUCCUGUUCAUACCAGUAAAACCAGACCACCGGCUCCUGUUCCUACUGUGCACAUCCGCUGCUCUACUUUACACACCUGCUCCGGUAUGUCCUCGCGCUGCCUGUAGUGUGACCGAACAUGGUCUGAGUCCUAGCACGCGCAAUGCAUGUCACAUGGGGUUUGCUGACGGUUUUCGGUCUGCUGUGCCACACUGAGGCCAAGUGCUCACCGACCUCCUACUACAAGAACUGUUGGAUUCGACGAUUCCCUGGGAUUUUCAUCGAUAUCGAGGAGUCUCAGAGAAGAGGAGCUCAGCUUUUGAAGCAUUAUCAGGAGGAGACGGCUCUGAAAUGCAGCCGCACCUGCUGCCUCACGAGGAACUUUUCCUGUAAUUUGGCUAUUUUUCACUAUGAUGCAACCCAAGAAAACGUGAACUGCUUCCACCUGCACUGUCCCACACUGGAGAGCUGUAUUCUCAGCCACAGAAGCAACGUUGUUCUUUACAACAUCACUAAGGGUGUGGAUCCGGACCUGUUGGUGUUUGGUAAAUACUUCACAUCCAAUGUACGCGUGUUACCCCACCACUAUACCCGAGUCAACGCCUCAGAGCAUCUGGGCUCAGACAAGCGCCAGUUCAUCCAUCCACCUCCGCCCCCGGUGCUGCCUCUGACAUCAGCCCCCACGGUAAAGACCCCCACCACAAUGACCGGAGCGCCGACCACCACCGUCACCGCACCGCAGAGCACCACUCAACCUACGACGGUUUCCACGGCUACAGCUGGCUUCUCCCCUCCUUCGACAACAACCCCGAACAGAGAUGCACAUAAUUCAUCAUCACUGCCUUCCUCCACCACUCCUCAGUCACAGAGCUUUACAAUGCCUCACACACACACCACCAUCACCACCACCCUUGGAGUUUACAACACCCCGACCACUGCUGCUUUCUCCUCCACCCUGGAGCCUACAUCAUCUCUACAGUCCCUCACACCCACCUCUACUGACCAGUACACCACCAGCUUUUCCCAGUCAGUCACCAGUCCUGCAGCUUCCACUGAUGUUAUGGGUAACAUAGAAAGCAGCAAGCAGUACCCCAAUGACACCAAAGGCAGCAUGGGGAGAAACCACACAUCAGGAGGCGACGCUGAGCACGGCGUUACGAAUGGAGAAGACACUUGGGGAGAUCUGGGACCUGGAUGGCAUGUGGCCACUCACACGUUGCUGGUUGCCGUAGCGAUCUGUAUCACACUGUUGCUGAGCUGCUGCUGCUCCAUUCUGCUGGUUGUGAGCUGGAGGGGUCAGAGGAAGAGGAUGGGACGCUACCGUACAUCGUGGAGAGGGAAGACAGGCUCCAUGCGCCUGAUUAAAUAUGUUCUAGUCAGAGAGAGCUCCUGAAAGUUGGAUCCAAAAAACAUUUCUUUGUGUUAA